Messenger RNA from Mercurialis annua (annual mercury), 2379 nucleotides. RefSeq lists its product as uncharacterized. Gene Ontology annotation, biological process: positive regulation of GTPase activity. The record is from RefSeq and is a predicted model, not a curated record. Bases 150 to 2219 code for a protein of 689 amino acids. Gene Ontology annotation, molecular function: GTPase activator activity. The transcript is spliced from 14 exons. NCBI's taxonomy places the organism in Eukaryota, Viridiplantae, Streptophyta, Magnoliopsida, Malpighiales, Euphorbiaceae.
UGUAAGACUUGAUAAUAUAUCAACCUACUCUCUUCUCCUUCUUCCUCUUUUCCUCCCCUUCCCUAAAAAUAUGCAGCAUUUAUUUGCCUUAAUCCCUAUUAAUAAAUAAUAAUUUAAUUUCGUUAACGUACGCACAGGCUGCGCAGGAUAUGGAACCGCCUUCAUUUGUAUCGAAAGCAAGGACAGCCUUCCAUUCAGCUGCUGCUAAAGCGGAGCGGGUUUUUACUGAUAUUAAAUCCGACCUCAUUUCUGAUCGAUCAGAUUCUGAUAAGCAGUCGCCGGGAGAAUCAAGAAAUCAAUUUGACGAUGAGACUGUUAAGAUUGAAGGCGAGUCAAAGAGUAACAAUGAAGGGAAGCCUAUGAAAUGGAGGCCUUCAAGUAUAGUGACAAAGCACGAGUGGCAAGAUAAGUUCAAGAACAUAAGAAUAGGGAAGAAAGGAGCUGAAAAUCAGACAGUUGAAAAUUCGACAAUGGCUGUUCCAUUUUAUGAUGAGAAUCUGUAUAUAUUGAACAUGAAAAAUGAUGCCGAGGCAAAGGGUUCACAAGUGUCUGUCAUAGCUGAAAGAUUACAUGCAACCAACCCAGAUAACAUUCCUUCAACAUCUGUCAUGAAGCAACUGGCUAUAGGCAUUGAUGCUGGGAAGAGACAAAAGGCUAUGAAAGAUCUUUUGGCUUCAUCUGGAAGCUCUUCGCCCAUUCUGGAGAGGGCAAGCAUGAGUCUUGCUGCGAUGAAGUCAUUAGUGCUUCGUGACAAGGAGGAUAAGCUUGCUUCUGAAUUUGGUGGUGAUGAUGAAAAAGUUUUGUCCUUGAUAACUUCUAUGUUUGAUGCAGAGGGAAAGUUUCUCAGAAGAAACAUCAACUAUGGUUUGGAAGAAUCUUCUUUGCCUAGAGAUAUUCAUGGCUGUCCUCCUGAAUGCUUGCUGGUUAAGUUAUCUGAAGUAAUUGGAAGCUUUAAGACUCUGCGGAAAAUGGCACUGUUGUGGUGCAAAAUUGUGGCUGAACUGAGGAGACUUUGGUCUGAAGAGCUACAUAUACCUGGCAUUCCUUUGGAUGAUCUUCCAGAUUUAAAUUCCUGUCUAUUAUACCAGCAAUUUCAAGUUAUCAAUUGCUGUGUCUCGAGGAAACGACGUCACAUGCUUGCCACCGAGUCACUAGAAUCGGUAAUGAGAGACGCUGGUUCAGCUUCCGAAGAGCCAGCUAUUCCUAAUGAGAAUGUCAGUUCAAAUGGUAUCUUAUAUGCUAGAUUAUGCAAUGGGGAACUUGUUCUUCGUCUAGGUGCUGAUCACCCAUCUGACAAUUUAACCAUACUGGAAACCGGUGAACCUAUAUACUCUCCAGUUACACAGGAAGGGCCUUUGCUUACUGAAGAUCUUAUCAAAGAAAAUGAGGAGUUUGUGCUUCGAACUGGGAGUGUUGGUGCUGGAUGUUCGCAACUCCUCUCUGACAUGCAGGCCUUCAAGGCUGCAAAUCCUGGCUGUAUCUUGGAAGACUUUGUAAGAUGGCACUCUCCGCCAGACUGGACAGAAAGUGGUGAAGCGAAUGAAUUUUUUGAUGGAGGCGAUUUAUCUUCCACAAAAGGUCAACUGAGCAGUCGAAUGCAAAAGGAAGGUAACUUGUGGCGUGAACUUUGGGAAACAUCCAAAGCAGUACCAGCUGUUAAACAGGCUCCCCUAUACGAUGAGGAUUUGGCGGUUGACAGUAUUCUACAUGACUUGGAGGACAUUCCUCCUGCUGAGCUGUUCGAACAAUUAUUUGUUUCUUUGCUUGGUUUAGGACUUGUUAUGGCCGAGGCCAGACUCCCAGGUGACAACGAUGCGUCAAAGCUGUUUAAUGAGUGCAAGGACUACAUUGUCUUAACUUGCCAGGGAAAGAGCUGGAAUGAGAAAGUGGAUGAUAUCUGUCAGGUGUAUGAAACAGUGGAAAAAAUAUUAGUAAAUCCUGAAGAAGUUCUAAGGGCAGUAAAGCAGACAGAAGAAACCACGGCAACAGGCGGCAGUGAACCCAGACGCCUACUGAAGAAGCUUGGGCUGAACUUUGGAAGCAAAGACAGAAACCUGAGAAAGCCAUCACCUAGAGAUGAUAAGUCAGAUGGGCAACCAUUCUCUGCCUUCUUUGAUGGUAAAUCGUCCUUGUUUUCUAAGAAACCUCCUAAGCCUGAGAGUGCAUUGGUAGGUGAUAAAACACCUUGUCCAGAUGAUAAUGAUUGGACUCUUGUUUAAACAUUAUACAUAACGCCCCUUUUUUGUUUUUUUUUCUUAACUUUUUUUUUCUUUUUUUGGGGGUGAAGCUGUAUCUUGCAGGAAAUUGUAAAUUAUUGUGGAAUUCAUUCCAUUUGUAAGUCCAAAAGAAAUAGAAAAUGAAAUAUAGUGCUUUUGUCUC